Molecule: messenger RNA, 1748 nt
Organism: Pyrgilauda ruficollis (rufous-necked snowfinch)
Lineage: Eukaryota; Metazoa; Chordata; Aves; Passeriformes; Passeridae
Gene: FASTKD4
Product: transforming growth factor beta regulator 4
Exons: 10
Coding region: 16-1533 (505 amino acids)
Biological process (GO): mitochondrial RNA processing; regulation of mitochondrial mRNA stability
Cellular component (GO): mitochondrial matrix; ribonucleoprotein granule
Molecular function (GO): RNA binding
Source: RefSeq, a predicted model, not a curated record
GUCACACGUGUCCCCAUGUCCCCGCAGAUGUCUCAGGUGUGGAACACGGCGCUGCUGCAGCUGCUGCGCAGCCUGCCGGCGCUGGGGCUGCCGCGGGGCGGGCGCCAGGCGCGCUCGGUGGAGCAGGAGGUGCUGUGGCGGCUGCGGCGCCUGCCCCUGCGGCAGCUGGUGCAGCUGGCCGAGCAGCUGGCGGGGCAGGGCCUCGAGGGGCCGCUGCUGCCCGAGGUGCUGCGCAAGCUGGAGCUGCGCUGGACCGAGCUGGACGGGCCCCGCGCCGUGGUGACGCUCAUGGCCAAGGUGGGACACCUGUCCCCCGCCCUGAUGGAGCGCCUGGAGGACAAGGCUCUGGAGCUGGCAGAGCAGUUUGACCCUGACGAGCUGCGCCGCGUGGCGCUGGCGCUGGCGCUGCAGCAGCGCCGCUGCGUGCCCCUGCUGCGGGCCCUGUCCUACCACCUGCUGCAGAAACCUGCUGAGCUGCCCCUGCCCGUGCUCACCGACCUGCUCUUCGCCUUCAGCAAGCUGAGCUUCCAGCAGCCGCAGGUGCUGCACCGCCUGGCCCUGGAGCUGCAGCCUCACGUGGGCAGCCUGAGCCCGGCGCAGGUGCUGCGCUGUGCCCGCUCCUUCGCCAGCCUGCGCUGGCUCAGCCGGCCCCUCGCCGAGGCCAUCGCUCAGCACUGCCUGGAUAACACGCAGAGCCUGUCCCUCACCCAGCUCUGCGGGGUCCUCGUGUCCUUCGCCCGCCUCAACUUCCAGCCCAGCUCCAGCGAGGAGUUCUUCUCCAUGAUCCACGAGCGGCUGCAGGGGCAGGAGCAGCAGCUGGACGUGCACCUGCUGACGGACGUGGUGUGGUCCCUGUGCGUCCUGCAGCAGCCCCGGGCCCCCCACCUGCUCCAGGUGCUGUGCCCCGAGUUCCAGGCGCGGCUGCGAGGUGACAGCUCCCCGCGGGCGCAGAGCUCGUGGCUGAAGCUGCUGCACAUCAACGCGACGGCCAGGCUGGAGACCCCGGGCUACGAGGGGCCCUUCCUGCCCCCCGAGCUGCUGGGGGGGCGCAGGGACAGGGACAAGGACAAGGACAAGGCCACCCCCCUGCAGCGGGGGCUGCGGGAGGCGCUGCCGGGGGCACUGGGGGGCGACGACCUCGUCCGGUACAACGUGAGCACAGUGUACGGCUGGGACAUCGAUGCCGAGGCGGUGCUGGACAGUGACAACAAACCUCUGCCCGUGAGGGACUUCACUGCCCCCCACUUGUCCCACUCUGAGGGGACAAAGCCACUGCCACCGGGGGCCAGGAGGGUGGCCGUGCUGCGCUGGGAGCUGCCGCAGUUCAGCUCGCGGGGCCGGGAGCUGCUGGGCCGGGGCUCGCUGGCCCGCAGGCACCUGAGAGCGGCGGGCUUCCUGCUGGCCGAGGUGCCCCACUACGAGUUCCUGGAGCUGAAGCUGGAGCGGCAGCGCGUGGCCUACCUGAAGGACAAGGUGGCCAAGGCCCUGGCCAGUGACACGGCCGGUGACACGGCCGGUGACACGGCCACCUAACCCUGUGUGGCCUCCUCACCUCGUCAGUGGCCCUGUGCCAGCGUGAGCGGGUCACCGUGCCGAGGUGGCCCAGCGGCUGAGCCCCGGUGGCCGCGUCACCGCAGCGGGGUGGCCGCGUCACCAGGCCACCGUGCCCACAGCGAGGUCCCCGUGUCCCCAUGUGACUGCUGCUCCCUGUCACCAACAGCUCAAAUAAACCCACAACUGUACAGGGA